UUGCGCAGUUUAGACACAACAGUCCUGGUGUGCGCACACGACGACAAAUAAUAAAAAAAAAAAAAAUCCUCGGAUGUUUUUCUUUUUUUUUAUUUUAUUUUUUUUUUAUCGGUGUGUAUUAACACACUGUUGAUAUUAUUGUGCAUUAAUGCAAGAUAAAUAUACCGUGUGCUACGUCGUGAAUAUACAAGACUCAAAAUAAAACAAAAGAUUUUCUUUUUUUUUCGUUACUUUUUAAAUUAUAAUAAAAAAAUUAAAAAUUUAAAUAUACACCUACUUGAUGAUUAAAAUAUGAAUAUUAACUGUAAAAAAAAAAAGACGACUGUCAAAGUUAAAACGUCAUUGCUGACAUUCAAUAAUCUUAAAAUGAUUUGAUACGAUUAUCUUUGUGAUUAUCGAAAACGAAAAAAGAAGAAAAACAACAAAAAAUAUUUCUUCAUAACAAGAUAAUAGACAAAAAUAAAUAAUGUCUACCCUGGAGCAAUAUCCUAGUGAAAAUUCAGUUUGGCAUGGUUGUAGAUCAAGCUCAAAUAGUCCAGCAAUAAUGCAAAGUCUCAGCAGUUUAACUGAAAUAAAUAAAGAUAUAUAUAAUACAGAAAAUAAUGACAAUUUAUCAAUGAAUAAUAAUGUACAAAUAAUAAAUGAUAUUAAUUGUAAAAAUAAUAAUAACAAUGAUAAUUAUAAAAGUUUUUUGUUAAUUGAUGAAAGAGAGCUAUUAAAAGUAUCAAGUGCUGAACAAUUUAUUGAUAAACUUGGUUGUCGUGAUGUUAAUACAAAAGUAAAAGUAAUAUCAAUAUUUGGUAAUACUGGUGAUGGAAAAAGUCAUACACUUAAUCAAACAUUUUUUAAUGGUAAUGAAGUAUUUAAAACAUCAAAUGAACAAAAUUCAUGUACACUUGGUGUAUGGUCUGGUUUUGAUAAAAAACUUGGUAUUAUUUGUCUUGAUACUGAAGGUUUACUUGGUAUAACAAUUAAUGAAAAUGAACGUACACGUUUAUUAUUAAAAGUACUUGCAAUAUCAGAUAUUGUUAUUUAUCGUACAAGAUCAGAACGUUUACAUAGAGAUUUAUUUACAUUUCUUGGUGCAGCAUCACGUGCAUAUAGUCAUCAUUUUCAAUCAGCAUUACAAAAAAUUGGUAGACGUGAAGGUGUUACAAGUACAACAAUAGCACUUGGACCAAGUGUUAUUAUUUAUCAUGAAACACGUCAUACAAGACCACUUAUUAAUAAUUCAAUUGAUAGUCCAGAAGAUAUAUUGAGAAAUCGUUUUUCACAAAUGCGUCUUGAAAUUGAUGCAUUUAGUUCAAUUAAAUAUGUUGGUGUACAAACACAUGAACCACCAACUGAUUAUAAACCACUUUAUUUAGCAAUUAAAUGUGAACUUGAUAAUACAACUGUUAGAUCAGCAAGAAAAAUACAUCUUGUUUAUGAUACAUUAAAAAUAUUAAAUGAUAAAUUUUCAGGUGAAAUUGAAAAUGUUACAAAUGUAUUAUUUCCUGAUCAAUAUUUUACAUGUCCAGUUAAAUGUUUAAGUUGUGAUUGUCGUUGUAAAAAUAGUAUGGGACAUUUACGUGAAGGUAAACCACAUUAUAGUGGUACACGUUGUCGUUAUCAGCAUCAAUAUGAAAAUAUAAUAUAUAUAUGUAAAAAAUGUCAUGCAAAUGGUAAUGAAAUAAUUGUAACAAGUCGUACACAAACACAAAAUGAAGCUGGUUGGUAUGGUCUUGCAAAAUAUGCAUGGGCUGGUUAUGUUAUUGAAUGUCCACAAUGUGGUGAAAUAUAUAGAAGUCGUCAAUAUUGGUAUGGUAAUAAAAAUCCAGAAGAUGCUGCUGUUAGAACUGAAAUAACACAUGUAUUUCAAAAUAAUUCAAGUUUAAAUAUAACAAAUCAAAAUGUUGCACAAAAAAUGAUUGAUGGUGUAUCAUAUAUUAGUGAAGUUGUUGCAAAUGCAUCAUUACAACCAACAAAAACAAUAACAUCAUGGGUUGCUGAUCAAGUUGCACCAAAUUAUUGGCGACCAAAUAAUGAUAUUAAAUUAUGUUUUAAAUGUAAAAUAAUAUUUGGUCCAUGUGAUACAAAACAUCAUUGUCGUAAUUGUGGUGAAGGUUUUUGUACUUUAUGUUCAAGUAAAACAAAAUGUGUACCAGCUAAAAAUUGGUUUACACCAGUUAGAGUUUGUGAUGAUUGUUAUUUACAUGAUGGUAAUGAUGAUAAUAAUGAUAUUAUUGAUGCCAUGGAAGAUGUAAGUGUUAGAAAAGUUAGUGAACAUGUUGUAUCAACAUUAAGUGCUGUUGGUACUGUUUUAACUUAUUCAAAAUCACUUAUCAAGGAUUCAGUAAGGCCAACAUACUGGAUACCAGAUUGUGAAUUACGUAAUUGUUGUGUUUGUGAAGAGGAAUUUUCACUUGUUUUACCAUUACAUCAUUGUAGAGAUUGUGGACGUGGUGUUUGUCAAGAAUGUUCACAACAUAGAAAACCAGUACCAAGAAGAGGAUGGGAUAAUCCUGUUCGUGUUUGUGAUGCCUGUAUAAAAAUUGACUAAUCAUCAAAACACACAUCUAUCUAAUUUAUUUUUUAUUUUUUAUAACAAAUAGUUUUUUUUUUUUUUAAAUAAUCAUUCUUUUUUCUUUCCAGUUUGUGACGUAAUAUUUAUGUUAGGUUUUUUUUUUCUUGAAAUAUAAGAAAAUUAUAGAGACAUAAUUGUCAUUAUGUCAAGG
Messenger RNA from Aphidius gifuensis, 2717 nucleotides. Its product is annotated as zinc finger FYVE domain-containing protein 1-like. The coding region runs from base 467 to 2542 and encodes 691 amino acids. The transcript is spliced from 3 exons. Lineage: Eukaryota; Metazoa; Arthropoda; Insecta; Hymenoptera; Braconidae. The record is from RefSeq and is a predicted model, not a curated record. Gene Ontology annotation, molecular function: metal ion binding.